CGUUGACGUUUGUACUUAUCUGUCCACCUUAAUUAACUUCCUUUAAGAUAAUAUCACAAUGGAGCUGAGCAUGGUUGCCUACGAAUGUAUUUGGAUCGACACCUUUGGCCAACGAACCGAUUGCAAGUGGUGCGAUUGAGAAAGACGAUAGAUAGUAUCAUAGCACUUAGCAUAGUAUUUUCUGGGAUACAUUCCCAUCCGGUCUCAACUCUCGUUCUCGCCGUCACCAGUCUGGAACCAGCUCCUGGCCAUCCUCACUUUUUCGUGCUCUUCGGCAUCUUCACCCUCUUCGCUUGAUGACUACGAAUUAACUAGUAGUCCAUAGCCGUCUGUACGUUCCAUGACUUCUCGUCACCCCUCUUGAACUUUUCAUCCUCGGCGUCAAUAAAUUCAUCUUC
This is a messenger RNA of Mollisia scopiformis, 398 nucleotides long. RefSeq lists its product as uncharacterized. NCBI's taxonomy places the organism in Eukaryota, Fungi, Ascomycota, Leotiomycetes, Helotiales, Mollisiaceae. Bases 85 to 297 code for a protein of 70 amino acids. The record is from RefSeq and is a predicted model, not a curated record. The transcript has 2 exons.